Molecule: messenger RNA, 705 nt
Organism: Nannizzia gypsea CBS 118893
Lineage: Eukaryota; Fungi; Ascomycota; Eurotiomycetes; Onygenales; Arthrodermataceae
Exons: 1
Coding region: 1-705 (234 amino acids)
Source: RefSeq, a predicted model, not a curated record
AUGGGCUCAGUUUUCUCUUCCGCUCAGCAGCCGGAGCCCCUUGACUUCAAAUACCUUCCUGCACCUCCACCAGGCCCGAGCUGCUGGCGGCCUCCGUCAGAUGAAUACACGAGACGCACAUCUUGCUACUCGCUGGAUGGCUACCUUAUCCAUGGCUAUCCGUCAAAAGGGCCCAAAGGCGAAGCUAGAAAAAAUUCUAUAAUCGCAAAGGGAGGGGCAGACAUAGUUGAUCUGAGAUUCCUUGGAUUUGACAGAUUCGCACCACCAAAGGAACGCCUCCAGAGUCAAGCAGCAGAAGACCGGUUUUGUCGUCUACUCUUGAAAUUAGGGGCAAGGCAUUGGCGAAGUCAUCUUGCUAUAUUUAACGCCAUGGACCCGAUGAGCGAGGAAUACGAUGAUGAAAUAAAGUGGUUUUUUGCAUGGCCAGGAAUCGACGAGCAUCCAAGUGCGAGAAACCUCGAGUCUGACGAAUACAGGGAGGUAGUGGAGAAGGGUGGUGUUUGGGCUUUAGAGAUGAUACCCGAGAAAGUCUUUGAAGCUGGGAAGCUUAGGAUGUGUCUCACAAUGGAAGAAAAGGUAGAGGUGCUGAAGGAGUCGGGCGCGGUAUUCUAUCCAGACCCGAGAGACUGUCCGCCGCUCGCAGGCCUCUAUCCCGAGCAUAAUCCCUCUCUCGAGCCAUCUGUCGAGCAGGCUGUGAACAUGUAG